This is a messenger RNA of Talaromyces marneffei, 1086 nucleotides long. RefSeq lists its product as uncharacterized. The transcript has a single exon. The coding region runs from base 1 to 1086 and encodes 361 amino acids. Lineage: Eukaryota; Fungi; Ascomycota; Eurotiomycetes; Eurotiales; Trichocomaceae. The record is from RefSeq and is a predicted model, not a curated record.
AUGGAUCAACCCUCCCCAUCCUCACCACUGUCGAUACGACACCAACAACGACAAUAUCAUCUCAGCAAACUAGAAUGCUUACCCCCCGAACUCCUCGAAAAAAUCUUCUUCCACAGCCUCGCCAUCAACCUACCCCGCGCUUCACCAUACAUCGCCGGCGUGCUCUCAAAACCCAUAAUCUACAAAUGGCUCAUCAGACUAGCAUUCAGCAGCUCAAACCCUAGCUCGCGACAAGAUUUUUUCACCGAAGACUUUCUACCCUCGCCGCUCGAUUUCUGGGCGUUGUCGAAUGCUAAAAGGAAGCUGUUGCAGCAGGAGAUACUGGAGUGUCGAUGGAGUACACUGCAGCUAUUUCGGGAGUGUCAGAGGGAGUAUGUAAAGCACGUCCUGCGGCAGAAGGGGGCGGGGUUGGUGUUUAUCUCGGCUGAAGAUAGGGCUGGGCUUGAUACGAUAGAGGAGAAGCUCUCCAGGCCGAUGGAGUUUGAUAAAGCCGAGUCGGGGAGGAGGGGCAGCGGGGAUUUGAUUCUCAGGGCUAAAAAAGUAGUCCACGGGAGAGAAGGAGAAGGAGAAGGAGGAAGAGGAAGAGGAGGGGGGGAGGUUGAUAUGAGGAUAUCGUUUUGGUUCCAUUUUGGAGGCGUGCAGAUCCGUGAACCGUCACCCGUCAGCCAUGAAAUUGACAUGUUCCGUCUGCCCUGUCCGCCAUCUCCCAAUGAGAGGCCGCGUAUGCCAGACAAAUUGCUGCAUGCGCCAUGGACAUGCGAGAAACUCGAGUUUCUGACUUUGCUAUCGCAGGAGACAUACAUCGACGAGCAUAACCACAGCACUGAGCGCUCGCAUCAAGUGUUGAGACAACUUAUUCGUGAUCGAGAUUAUGUCACGUUUAAGAAUCUGUUAGAGUUGAAUAUUACAACAAGAGACUACAGUUAUCCGCAGAAAUGGCCCGUCAAGACGCGGCAUUUCAAAGAGGCGUUGAGGCAUGUGACGGGGCUGAAUGAUCCGUUUGUGAGGUUGUUGUAUGACAAGAGGUGGGAUUGUUUGAAGGACAGGAAAGUGAGAGACGAGGUUUUGAAUUGUAUAGAAUCAUGA